GUUAAUAUGUGUGUCUGGACACAUCUAACCCCUCACUAAAUGUUUUGUAAUAACCAUUUUAUUUGUCAUUGCAAGUUUUAUCCGGGAAAAAAAACUGUAAAUUGCACCUAAUGUCAUUGGAAAAACCUUCCCAAGUAUAAUUCUGAUACUUUCUCCCAGUGCAAUGGAAGAUGCCAUCGGCAGACCUCGUGACGUGACUUGCUCAAGGUGCGGCGUAAUGAUUACCUCACACAAGCCUCUGCGGCUGCAGGAGUUUGUAGACAGCCUGAGGACGUCCGGAGACGCGCCGUCUUCCUUGGUCGUCCCUCGCCUCACAGUCGUCAUGUUCCGUAGCAGCAGUAGUACCUGCAGAAUCCUGCUCCUGGUCCUCCUUGGCCUCUUGUUGGUCUGUGUGCACUCAGGCCUGGCAGAGACUCUUGCAGACCCAUCCAGGGACAACCUGGACAUCAUGUCUGGAGAGACCCCCGCUGAUGUCGCCACCACCACCGCCAGGGAGAACCUUCAUCACAUGACUGAGCAGCCUUUCACUUUUGACUACGAGGACUCCACGCAGACCCUGGCUGUGGACGAGGAGGGGGUCCUGGGGCCGGGCGCCAUCACAGCCAUCGUCAUAGCCGUCUUCUUGGGAGCUUCCGUCCUAUUGGCGCUCAUCGUCAUCACACUCAGGAAGUUCACAGCAUCAUAGAGUGCUUAUUUAAUUUUUUUUACUGUAGUGUUUUGCUUUUUCAGGACAAAAUGUUGUUGUGGCAGGUCCCCCUGACUGAGAAAUGUUCAACAAAAUGUCCACGUUGCAUGUUUAAACACUUAAUUGGCCGAGCGUCUAAUAUCUUGAAACUGGCUGCUUCCCCCAGUGCCUAUGUCUUUAAAUAUUGUACAUUAGUACGUUGUACAUAAGGGGUGACAUUACAUUAAGCUUUAUUGCAGACUCCAACAUCCAAGUAGACAUACAAUUACAUACAGUACAUAAAACAUACAAAAAAUACAUUAUAUAAGGCAUAAUCACAUAACAAAACAGUGCUUGUUCAUAUUACCUAAAAUGUAAUCUAAAAUGUAUGUGUGUAUAUAUAUAUAUAUAUAUAUAUAUAUAUAUAUAUAUAUAUAUAUAUAUAUAUAUAUAUAUAUAUACUUAAAAAAUGUGUCCACACAUUCUAUAAAAGGCACAGAUACCAGUGUUUGCAUAUAAACGAUUGGUACCUAACAUAACUACACCUAGGAUUGGUUACCUGUAUAAUAUAAUCCUCGGAACCCAGCAGUCUAUAUCUAAAUGUAAACAUCAGUAUUCUCAGGGUGGAGAGGCAGGCUUCUGCCAACUACUUGUGAAGGAAAAAAAAGACCGUCAGGAUGCAGUGUUGGGAAUAAGUCUCAAGUCUUGCCCUCAAGUAUCAAGUCAAGUCCCGAGUCAAGACUGUAAAGUCUCAAGUCAAGUCCCAAGUCCUACAUUUUGAGUUUAGUCCUUCCAAGUCCUUUUAACCAGAGACUAAUAUAUUUACACGGAUUGUGUAUGCUUUUAAAACGCUGUAUUUAUUUAUUAAAACAAGCGCAUUUGAAAUUUCAGGAAAAAAAAUUGUGCUGACAUUGCACUUCAUAAUAGCACUGUUAACCAGUCAUUUUAAACAUUUAAAACUCAUUCCUUUACAGAAUAAACACAUUUGAAAAAACAACUGUAACUGUACUUAUUUGUACAAAAGUGUUAACAUUGUAUUUCCAUGGCAUAUUGCAUUUGAACUAGUUCUACAUCAGAUUCUAUCCUGUUCUUACCUUAUCUCAUUGAUCUCAUCUCAUACUGUAUGUGUGUUGAUGUGUGCCUACACAUGAAAAACAUAAAUACAUGAACUUAACAAUGAA
This is a messenger RNA of Nerophis ophidion (straightnose pipefish), 1845 nucleotides long. It is a transcript of the gene snorc, whose product is annotated as secondary ossification center associated regulator of chondrocyte maturation. Gene Ontology annotation, biological process: cartilage development. The coding region runs from base 164 to 685 and encodes 173 amino acids. The record is from RefSeq and is a predicted model, not a curated record. The transcript has 5 exons. Lineage: Eukaryota; Metazoa; Chordata; Actinopteri; Syngnathiformes; Syngnathidae.